AUGAUUCCCUUUCGGGGCUGUGUGUUGCUCGCUGUGUUCUUCUCCUGCCUCGCCCGCUGCACUCCGCCUCCACCGCCUUUCCACACCGUCGCUGCUCAGCAGUGCGGCCGUGCGGCUGUCAGUGCAAAGAUCAAGGGGAAACGCAAGACACGCAGACGCGGCGAGCGGGAGAAACGGCUGAGGGAAAAGCGGGCGACACGCACGCGGAAGUCGCUACUGUCGCAGCCGCCAGAGACCUCAGACGAGUGUGAUCGUACGUAUGUAUGUGUGUAUAUAUAUACACGUUUGUGUGUGCGUGCGUGUGUGUCUGUGGUGGUGGUGGUGGGUGGGGGGGGAAAUGUGAGCGGAGCCGCACACACGCACUCAGGGAGAAAUACUGGGGGGCCGACGGCGCCGCAGGCAACUCCCCGAACACCUUACUAUUUCCUUCACGCCCCGCAGGCAGAAGACAAGCGUGGAAGAGAGAGAGGCGGCGGCCCGUUUCACGCAUUGGCGAGGGACCCAGAGAGCAUAAAAAGGGGCGGCGGGACACACACACACAGACAGACACACACAAAUGGGGAGAACUACGCCUCCCCCCCUACACCACUCCACUCCAACGCAGAUGUGCACAAGAAGGCAGAGAGCUGGGACAUACACACACACUGA
This is a messenger RNA of Trypanosoma conorhini, 648 nucleotides long. RefSeq lists its product as uncharacterized. The coding region runs from base 1 to 648 and encodes 215 amino acids. NCBI's taxonomy places the organism in Eukaryota, Euglenozoa, Kinetoplastea, Trypanosomatida, Trypanosomatidae. The transcript has a single exon. The record is from RefSeq and is a predicted model, not a curated record.